This is a messenger RNA of Cynoglossus semilaevis (tongue sole), 7693 nucleotides long. Its product is annotated as myotubularin-related protein 3-like. Gene Ontology annotation, molecular function: phosphatidylinositol-3,5-bisphosphate 3-phosphatase activity; phosphatidylinositol-3-phosphate phosphatase activity; protein phosphatase binding. Gene Ontology annotation, biological process: regulation of autophagy; phosphatidylinositol dephosphorylation. The transcript is spliced from 25 exons. Bases 3295 to 7059 code for a protein of 1254 amino acids. Gene Ontology annotation, cellular component: membrane; cytoplasm. The record is from RefSeq and is a predicted model, not a curated record. NCBI's taxonomy places the organism in Eukaryota, Metazoa, Chordata, Actinopteri, Pleuronectiformes, Cynoglossidae.
CCAAGCUCGUCCAUCGGUUGUGUUUUGACUGAGGCCUCCGCUUUUUGUGGCCCGCCCUCCAUCUCAACAAAAACAGAGCUGCUACUGCUUCGGCGGCGGCUGUUAGCUGGAACGGCUAAAUGCUCGCAAAGCUGCGUCUAACUUGACUUAAUGCCUUGUAUUGGUCGUUUAACUGAAAACACCGUCAUUUUAUACUCUACUGCACAAUGAUUAAAAAUAAAAGCAGGACUAAAUAUAUACUGUGGAUUUACCCUAGCAUAUUAGCGCUACCACUAUUAUUUGAGAACGUUAGCUGCAGAAAUUGCAGCUGAAUGCUAGCUAAAGGCAGCAACAUUAAAUCCGCAUACUUAGAUGAACAAACACAUUUACGUUUUUUUACGUUAGUGUUGAUAUUUGAAGACCCAACCUUUGAAGUAACACUAAAACACUCAGCUUGAUAGCCUUGGUAUGGGACUGCAGUUAAACAUUUCAAAAUAUGUAUCUCAUUUUAUUAAACUGCCGACCGAAGUAGUCUAGAUUGCGUUGCUUUUCGAUAUGUAAAAUCUGAUGAAAGGUAUCGACAAAAAUGCAAGUUUUAACGUCAGGUUUUUGCAUACAUUUCCUAAAUUUAAUUGUUGUACAUUUGGUUCAAUGUGACACAAUGCAUAUAAUGUCUUGUUUAUCAACAUAGAACCCCCGGGCAAAUAUUUUUUAGGUUGUUCUGUAACUGAUUAUGAUGUUUCACGUUACAUACAGUAUGUCUAGUAUUUUAUAAACCCAAGGUGUCAGUAUAACAGCUGAUCAAGUGUACAGCUAAAGAUAAAACCCCAAGAAGUGGAAAAAAAAACAGCAAUAAUUUGGGGUCACUUUAAAUCAUUUUCUAUCUAGUCUUUAAAAGGGUUGUAUCUGUUUUUUUUAUUGAUCUUGUAGUGGGGUCUAGUUCUGUGAUCACUUACACAUUCUUCAGAUUUUCUAUAACAUUUAGAUCAGAGCUAAUUGCAGGUCAGUUAAUAUUAUUAAUUUUUAUUGUCUACUUUUGAUAUGGAUUAUUCUCCUUUAUUAUAAUCCUAGGCUUCUGAUGUAUUUACUCAGCAUUAUCUUGUAAUCUCAGGGUGGAUAUGUUCGGUUGGAAAUUGCCUAGUUUGUUUACACUUGUUUUCACUCCUGAUAAAUAUUGUGAUAAAUGAAAACUGUGCAAGUAGCUGGUUAAAAUAUUUUAUAUAGACUGUUUCUGGAGAAGGUCAACAUGAAAUAAUUUUCCUGAAACCUAUGCAUGUUCACUAGCCUUAAAGACAGAGAAAUGAAGAAGAAAUGGGCGUGUUCAAUGUGUUUUCACAUUAGACCAUGCAUCCCAUACCUUUGAUGCAUUGAUCAAUUAAAGGGUACGAUGUGUUUUCCUUGUCUCUAAAUGAAGAGUGGUGUAAGUGAUGUAAUUUACCUUGUGUGCAGAACUUCAUCUCUAGGUUCUAUUUCAUACCUGGACAUAAAGGUCAAAAUCGCGUCAAGUGCAUGAACUAUGAAGGUCAAUGAAGGGUCCCAUGUAUCUCUCUAAUCUUGCAAUGAGUUGCAAAUACAUUUAAACAAAAAACACUCAAAUGGUGGCUCAAAUGGGUAGGGCAGGUUGUCUUCCAACUAGAGUUAGGUUUAAUGUGAUCUAUGUACCAAUUGUGCAUCCAACACAAUUAUGACACUCCUCUACGUUUUGAUUCUAAAUGACAAACAUAAAUCUCCCCUGUUCACAAAUAAAUACUAGUUGAGAAAAAAACUCCCAGAGAGUACAGGAUUCUCCAGAAAAACAAACACAUAGUUCAGAGGCCUAUUAAUGGUUUACAAUAUCUCACAACAGGACAGGUGAAGUGAUUGGGUUUUAUUUCGCCCCCCCUUUUUGUAAGAUAAAUUAUAGAAAAAAAAUGGGAGAAGAUAAAUCAAUAAAGAUAAAUCGCUACUAUACUAAAACAUCCAGGUCACUUGAAAUAGACUUAAUGAGUUGUCUGCUUGCUAAAUUUCUUGUUUGUCCACAGUAAACCAACAUGCAAAUAUGUUUGCUUAAGCGUACAUCAUACAGUACUGUCUGUGGCUAUUAUAAGCACCAUUAUUCAUAGGUUGAUACAAUUCCAAGGGAAACUGGAAAAGGUUAGUCUCUGAUUCUCUUUGGUAUAAUUUAUGAACACAACACUGUUAGAACUUGCUACACAUAAUCAAAUAACCGAUGCCUUUUCCUCCAAUAGUGUAGUACUGCUGAUGCAUAGUCACAAGACAGGAGUAAUGUUAAGGCUCUGAAGGGCUUAGCCUUCACUGUGUGAUUUUGAACCUAGAGCCUGGCUGAGCUGCACGUACGGGUCAUGAGCCCACUCUGGUAAACAGUCGUGUGUGUGUUUGUGCCGAGCAGAUAGGCUUUAUCAGGUAGUAGCAGCAGUAAAGGCCAGACUCCCACAGCAAAGAAGGACCGUCCCUCUUGCUUACCAAACCAGAUGGUGCCUGGGCAGUCACCUUUUCUUCAGAAAUUUGCAAACCUGUUACCUGACAUGCAUUUUUUACUUGAGAAUAAUUGAAUGGUAAAUGGAUUGCUGACUUAAACACUGCAUUUGGUUUGUCUAGCUUCUUUUAGGGAAGCAGCAUUGUUCUACAUUUCUUUCCCUUUCGGCAUCUUCAGUGUUCACCAUAAGGUGUGUUGAGGUCCUGAGCAGCUCCUCAGAUUAGAUUUAAGUCUCUGCAAGAGUAGUUGACCUUUACAACUAUUUGUUGGCCUGUAUGCUGAAAGAUCUCUGACAGGUUGCCUGUUUGUGGGGGAGUGUUGUUAGGCGAUAUUGGUUUAAGGAAAAGGAACGGAAAGUGAAUUACUUGUCAUUGUGACACCGCACACAACGAAAUAUGACCUCUCCUUUAACCCAUCACCAAAGUGAACAGUGGGCAGCUUUAAGUGCCUGGGGAGCAGUGAGUGGGGACGGUGCCAUGCUCAGAGCAACGCAGUGGAGAAUAUUUGAUUCACAAAGAACCUUUCAAAUUAAAAGUUACUGCUUAACAAAGGCUGAAACAUGGCAUCACAACAUCAGGAAAAUGCACUGAUUUCUAUCACUUGUGAGACUUUUCUCUACAGGAUCAACUAGAACUGCCUUUGGUCUACGGCUGUGACUGGUCCAAGCAAGAGUUCAGGCUCACUGGGUUGACCCAUACUCCUUCACAGGGGCCAUGUUUGCGUCAGAGGUCUUAAAGCGGCAAGCUAAACCAGACAGAUUCCUGUUUCACAGCCUGAAAUUUGGGCUGCAACACUUCAUCAUUGCAUAAGCAUUGGAUUGGAUACGUUGGUGGAGCAGGAUGAGGAGAGAUGGAAAAAGGGAACUAUCAAAAAACAUACUCUAUCAACUACAGGAAAGUGAGGAGGAGGGGCAGAGUAGUCUCGAGUGUAUCCAGGCCAAUCAGAUAUUCCCUAAGAAGUCCCCCAUCCUAGAGGAAGAGAACAUGCAGGUGCCCUUUCCUGAGCUACAUGGGGAGUUCACAGAGUAUGUGGGCAGAGCUGAGGAUGCCAUCAUUGCCAUGUCCAACUACCGCCUGCACAUCAAAUUCAAAGAGUCCAUCAUUAAUGUUCCCCUUCAGCUUAUAGAAAGUGUGGAAUGCAGGGAUAUGUUCCAGCUUCAUCUUACUUGUAAGGACUGCAAAGUAGUCAGGUGUCAGUUUUCCACAUUUGAGCAGUGUCAGGAAUGGCUAAAACGCCUCAGUGUUGUGGUCCGCCCCCCAUCCCGCCUAGAGGACCUCUUCUCCUUCGCCUUUCACGCCUGGUGCAUGGAGGUGUAUGCUGGUGAGAAGGAGCAGCACGGCGAGCUGUGCAGACCAGGUGAACAUGUGAUCUCCUGGUUCAAGAAUGAGGUGGAGAGGAUGAGCUUUGACACUCAAAAUGCCUGGAGGAUGUCAGACAUCAACAGCAAGUUCAGACUUUGCCCCAGCUAUCCUCAGCAGCUCUUGGUGCCAGCCUGUAUCACUGACAAGGAGUUGGAAAAUGUGGCAGCCUUCCGCUCCUGGAAGAGGUUUCCUGCUGUGGUUUAUAGGCACAUCAGCACAGGGGCUGUCAUCGCCCGCUGUGGCCAACCUGAGGUCAGCUGGUGGGGCUGGAGGAAUGCAGAUGACGAGCAUCUGGUCCAGUCCAUCGCCAAGGCCUGUGCCGUCAACAGUAGUCCCCACAAACAUGUCCAGAACAGCAGCUACACCAAUGGCUCAGAUCUGCCUGACACAGAAUUUGAGUCCUCCAUGACCAACAGCACUGAGGUGGAGACACUGGUCAUCCAGCCUCACAAGUUACUUAUUUUGGAUGCCAGGUCUUAUGCUGCCGCUGUUGCAAACAGGGCCAAGGGGGGAGGCUGUGAAUGUCCAGAAUACUAUCCCAAUUGUGAGGUGGUGUUUAUGGGCAUGGCCAACAUUCACUCGAUCCGCAAGAGUUUCCAAUCUCUAAGUUUCCUCUGCACCCAGAUGCCUGAUCCAGCCAACUGGCUUUCUGCACUGGAGAGCACUAAGUGGCUGCAGCAUCUGUCUCUGCUGCUAAAGGCAGCACUGCUUGUGGUCAAUGCAGUAGAUCGAGACCACAGACCUGUCCUGGUGCACUGCUCUGACGGCUGGGACCGCACACCUCAAAUCGUUGCUUUGUCCAAACUACUGCUAGACCCGUAUUACCGCACUGUUGAGGGCUUUCAGGUUUUGGUGGAAACCGAUUGGUUGGACUUUGGUCACAAGUUUGCAGACCGCUGUGGCCAUGGAGAAAGCUCUGAAGAUCUGAACGAGCGCUGCCCUGUCUUCCUACAGUGGCUGGACUCUGUUCACCAGCUUCAGAGGCAGUUUCCCUGUUCCUUUGAGUUUAAUGAGGCUUUUCUGGUGAAGCUAGUUCAGCACACCUACUCCUGUCUUUUUGGCACUUUUUUGUGCAACAGUGGCAAAGAGAGGGAGGAUCGACAUGUCCAGGAGAGGACCUGCUCUGUCUGGUCACUGUUGAGACCGGCCAACCGCACGCUGAGAAACAUGCUGUACUCCUCACACUCGGAAACCGUUCUCCACCCAGUCUGCCACGUGCGCAACCUGAUGCUUUGGUCAGCUGUCUAUCUGCCCAGCUCUUCCCCCACCACUCUCUCAGAUGAUUCCUGUGCCCCCUACCCUGUGCCGGGUGCCAACCCACAGGACACUCCACUGGCCAGAUAUACAAAAACUCGCUCCUUUGACAGCUUGCCCAGUGCCUGUGAGUUAGGACAAUCCAUGGCUCCGAACCGUCGCUCCAGUGACCCGAACCUAAAUGAGAAGUGGCAGGACCACCGGCGCUCUCUGGAAAUAAAUAUUGCAGUGGGGCCUGAUGGAGAGGGGAACCAGGAUCAGGAGCCGCUGUCUAAUGGCGCAGGACUGUACACAGACAUGGUGGACUCUGAACUGGACGAGAGCCUGGAGCAAAAGAGCUCACAUACAGAACAGGAACACGAUGCCUCCGUGAGCCCUGAGUCCUUGGGAGAUGAAGCAGAGCUGUCUGUGGCAGUAGGUGUGGCUGAGGGCCAAAUGCAGAACAUUCUUCAGGAAGCCACAAAAAAGGAGGUGGCAGCAGAUCAGAGAGAAGACAGUGUUACUGCUGCUGAUGUUGUAACCGCUGUUGACAAAGAGUCCGGAAGAGAUGAGAAAGUUGGAGAGGAACAGGAAUCUACUAAAGUCAAUGCAUCUGAGAUUCUGACCGAGUCAGUUCUUAAUGGUCAUUGUCCAGAAAGUGACCUCACAGAUGGUGCAAAGGACAAGGAAGCUUAUAUUCUCCCUCCUUUGGUCUCAGAAAGAGCUGAGAAACCUGAUAAUCAAACAGGCCAUGUGACUCAGACACCAGAGGAAGUGGUGACACAAGCUGGUGAGAACUCCAGCAUGGAAGAGGAGGUAACACAUGGACCUAGUGAGUCCGAUUCACCUGAGCACGAGCAGCCUGCAGCUCACAGAACUAUAACUAAUGGUUUUGUGGACAGGCCGCCUGAAGGGCUGGGUCAGGACCAGGAGGAGAUGUGUCCUGACUGUGAACCUGACCAGGGCAUCUGUGAGCCAGUGGAUAAGAGAGUUUCAGUUUUGGAGAGCUCCACAGAGACUUUAACUGAAGAAGCAUGCAGCAGGUUGGAGCACGCCAUACAGCCUCCCAGUCUAUUGAGCCGACCUCCCUGCAUUGACGGCAGGAGUCGGCCGCCCUGCUCUAGGAGAGAGAGGGCAAUAGACACAAGUGAGCGCAGCUUAGGCAUAACUUUAAACGGGGGCACCAAGAGACCCCCAGUUGGUGCCUUUCAGUCUGCAAGUAUUGACCUCGACAGGGAUGGCCUUUGUAAUGGAGAAAACUCUGAAGGUGAACCCGGGGGAGCUCCUCAUUGGCCUGCAGGAAACGGACAGCUGUCCCUGGCGAGCUGUAACUCACUCAUUCUCCAUCAAUGGGGCAGUUGCUCCCAACAUCACUGGUGCCACACCAUGAUGAGCCAGGCCGCCAUGAGUCCUGAACAGCCUUCACGCAAUCACCUGGAUGAUGAUGGGUUGACACUGCAUACUGAUGCCAUUCAGCAGAGACUAAGGCAGAUUGAGGCAGGGCACCAGAUGGAGGUGGAUACUCUGAAGAAACAGGUGCAGGAGCUAUGGAGCCGCCUUGAGAUGCAGCAAAACACAGGCUCUCAAAGAAUCAACGGUGACAUGGGAGACGAAAUGACCUCAAUGACAGACUCUGAGUACAACCUGGACCCCAACUGUUUAUCGCACUGCAGCACAGAGCUCUUCUCGGUGGCAAGCAGGGAGCAGGUGGACAAGCAGAACACUGAGGUCACUCGCUGGUACCCUGACCAUUUAGCAGCUCAGUGUUAUGGCUGUGAUAGCAGGUUCUGGCUCGCCACCAGGAAACAUCACUGCAGCGGCAAAGAGCCUGUCCAGGAGCUCUGGAACUGUGGUAACGUCUUCUGUGCCAGCUGUUGUGACCAGAAGAUUCCAGUGCCAAGUCAGCAGCUGUUCGAGCCUAGCCGCGUCUGCAAGAGCUGCUACGGCAGCCUCCACCUCAGCUCGGUUCCUCUGGACCUGGAGAAACCCAUCACAGCCUGCUCCAACUGAGACCCCAGAUGACAAGGCAGGCCGGCAGAAAGUUCAGCUGCUGACACAGAUGCACUGCUGAAGGAGGGAACAGCAGCUCUACACAUAGUGUAGGGUGCAUAUACAGAAGAGGAUGCAGCCAUGGUGGAGCUGAGUGGUGUGUGUGUGUGUGUGUGUGCGCGUGUGUGUAUUUUUUUUCAAUUUCUUUCUAUGGUUGUAGGUCAAAAACUCCCACCCAAGUCUGGACAGUCAUAGUCAUCAUUGUUGAGAAGCGUGAAGGGUCUGUACACCCAAAAUUAUCAUUUUAAAACAUUACAACAAAUGUGGUUUUAUACACAUACUUGCAUUUUAUUUACAACAAAAAUAUAAAGCAUAUACACUGCUCAAAAAAAUAAAGGGAACACUUAAACAACACACUGUAACUCCAAGUCAAUCACACUUCUGUGAAAUCAAACUGUCCACUUAGGAAGCAACACUUAUUGACAAUCAAUUUCACAUGCUGUUGUGCAAAUGGAAUAGACAACAGGUGGAAAUUAUAGGCAAUUAGCAAGAGACCCCCAAUAAAGGAGUGGUUCUGCAGCUGGUGACCACAGACCACUUCUCAGUUCCUAUGCUUUCUGGCUAAUGUUUUGGUCACUUUUGAAUGCGGUGCUUU